CCACCUGGCCCCGGAUCAGACCCUGGCCCUUUAAGGGCUCCAGAGCUUUAUAGGGUCCACCUGCAGGGGCUCGGGCAGUUGCUAGCAGCCCCAGCAGGAGAUGGAAGAUGGAAGAGGUCAUUGCGGGGCUGGAGCGGUUCACCUUCACCUUGGAGAAGGACGUAGAGAUGCAAAAGGGCAUUGAACCCCUGCCUUUCCAGGGCAUGGACAAGUCGAGCUCAGCUGUGUGCAACUUCUACGCUAAGGGGCUCUGUGAGAAAGGGAGGCUGUGCCCGUUCCGGCACGACCACGGGGAGAAGACGGUGGUGUGCAAGCACUGGCUCCGCGGGCUGUGCAAGAAGGGCGACCAGUGCCGGUUCCUGCACCAGUACGACCUCUCCAGGAUGCCCGAGUGCUACUUCUUCUCCAAGUUCGGUGAGUGCAGCAACAAGGAAUGCUACUUUCUUCACAUGAAGACAGCUUCCGAGGCCCAGGCCUGUCCUUCGUACGACCAGGGUUUCUGCAAAGAAGGUCCCCUGUGUAAAUACCGCCACGUCAAGAGGGUCAUGUGCACGAACUACUUAGUUGGCUUCUGCCCGCUGGGACCCGAGUGCCAGUACGCACACCCCAAGAUGGUCCCUUUAUUCAACCCAACGCCCCGAGCAGUGAGAAUGGUAAAUAAAGGCAUUUCAAAGCCUGGCUUCUGCCUGAAGGCCUGGCCGGGGCCGCACCCUCAGUGAGAAGGGGCUGCGUCCGCACAGAGGAAUGUCUGCAGGAGCUCUUUGCACCGUACUCUCCCGCGUCCCCUGUAUCUGCAGCUCACCUGGCCAUGGGGCUCAGCACCUCCUGCUUCUAUCCGGCCACCUCGAAAGCCCCCUUUCCCAAUGGGGUGCCUGCUUCUCCCCCUUCCGAUGGUGCCUCAGGAGCAGCUGCUCUCCUACUGCCUGGGUGCCAGGGCGCAGGAGCAGGGCCCUUCAGCAGGAUGCGGGGGAGGGGGCGGGGGUUUCAGGUUGUUUUCUGUCCAGGGCUGAGGGCGGGGUGAUUAGCUGCACAAGUGUGAGUCCUCUCCUGCCAGAUAAGAAAGCCGCACCAGGGCUUGGGAGUGGGAGUGAAGGGAGGGGGACAAUGGUACCCCAAAUGUAUGACAGGGGCGUGACAACUGCCUAAUCUUAUUCUU
Messenger RNA from Myotis brandtii (Brandt's bat), 1156 nucleotides. RefSeq names its product cleavage and polyadenylation specific factor 4-like (gene CPSF4L). Lineage: Eukaryota; Metazoa; Chordata; Mammalia; Chiroptera; Vespertilionidae. Gene Ontology annotation, cellular component: mRNA cleavage and polyadenylation specificity factor complex. The transcript has 7 exons. The coding region runs from base 108 to 719 and encodes 203 amino acids. The record is from RefSeq and is a predicted model, not a curated record. Gene Ontology annotation, molecular function: RNA binding; metal ion binding.